AUGAAUGUGAGAAACAGAUCCUGCUCCUCCUCCAUCCUGCAAGCAUGCAGUUCAUCCUUCACCAGACAGCCAUCCCGUGUGUUGAUAGUGGAUGCAUCGCCCCCCUGGUGGUCACAGACAUGCCCUGUUCUGUGUCAGGCUUUGGAAAACUUCUUUAUUCUCAGCAGCAGUCUAGCAGGUCCUGUCCGCCUGCCGCUACUCAGCAUCUUUGCCAUCAGUGUACAGCUGGAGUGCCUUCUACCCUUUGUGCACGUUAAGGGGAAUUUGACACGUCUUCUUUCCUGUGUGGAGGAGCUGCGUUCUCUGCCUCGGGAGGGCUGUGUUCGGCAGCGGGGGGCACUCCUUAAACAGGCAGUAUUGGACAGCCUGCAGCAGUUUAAACAAUACAUGUGUCAUACAGCUCUUGGGGACAUAAACAGCAACUGCGUUGAGGUGACCGUGUUGACCUGUCAGUCAGGCGAGGCGGUAUUGAAACAACUGGAGAAGGACCUGAAAAACUCUGAUCUAAUGAGUCUACGCAGACUUCUGGUUAUUCACAUCAGCCUACAGCAGAGUCUCUCAGACAGAUCUCCAACCUGUAGCCUAGACAUCCCAUCUUCAGACGAUCACAAUGACCAUGAAGAAAGCCUGAUGUUGGGCACAGAUAUGGACCUGCAGCAGGUGGAGGGCACAGUUCUGGCUGUAGAGAAUGCUUUGAAAAUGUGGCUGCAUGAACAAGGUGUUGACCGCGAACACCUCCACCUGCUGUUACCCCCCUCUUUGACAGCGCAAGGUUCAACACCCAAUCCUGCCAACAGCAUAUCAAGCCCUGUCUGUUUAAAGUGUGACAUGCAGGAGAGGCUUCUAAGUCCAGUUCUGCUUCCCAGCACCACUAACUUUGGAGUGAGAACAGAGAACAUGCAAGACUUUCAACCCCCAAACAAGAUCAGGACCAACCAGAGCAUUUUGCCAAAGUGUCUACAAGUUGUUAAAGUACUUCAUGCUGAUGGAGUGUGUCAGUCCAUGCUUUAUGGAUUACCUCUCAUCAUCAGACCAACCUCCUGCUGGCAGCUGGACUGGGAUGAAAUGGAAUCAAACCACCAGAUGUUUCAUGCUCUCUGCCACACACUUAGAACCCGUGAUUGGUUCCUGAUGGUACGUUCGGAGUCAGGCUUGGGUUCUGGUGUGCUCUCUUACUACAUACUUCAGUCCUCGAAUUCCCUCUCUCUGCUUUUGAAACCAGUGCUGACACGAGAGCUAAUGCUUCCAUGCAGUCUGCUCGAUUCAAGGGAGGACCCCCCACCCCAUGCACUUUCCAUUGUAGAGAGCUCCCUGGAACAGCUCGAGAAGGACCCUGUCUUUAACCCCCUCUGUUUGGACACCAACCUUUACGUGCACCUGAGAAUGAGAGGCUUGCUCACUCGCUCAUCAUCAUCAUCACAAACAUUUGGUGCACAUGGGCAAGGUCGUGGCCAUCGCAGAGAUGCCAGUCGGCCACCAGAGGGCUCCACACAGCGUCAGGGUCGACAGUCUCAGAGUCGUGUACGAGCAACAGUGACCCCUCUCGCCUCCACUCCUCCAAACAAGAUGCCCCGCUCCUCCCUCACCCCUAGCCAUUCCCGACCCGGCGCCCCUGCCCUCUUUUUCCAAGACAGCUACGAGGAGGACGAGCCUCUGAUGAGCAAGUAAGGAGAGACAACCAAUAUGAAAAGGAAAUCACACCUUUAAACAUUACACUGACACCAAUUGCUGUGCAUCACCAGAAACUGAGCGCAUUCAUUUCUGAACUCACUUCGAGAGGAUGUUACAUACCACAUCAUAUACUUGCACAUGACCGGAUAUCCAGUAUCAUAAAGACAUAUAUGGGGUUUACCUAAAAUGUUUUUGCUUUUACAUAGAUUACUAUUCAGAGUACACUUACUGUAUUAUCUUGUGGUGUCCUAUUAAAAACACAGCAUAAUACAGUGUAUACCUGCCAUGUUCAGCCAUGGCAAUUUGAAUCAAAAGUAAGUUUUAAAAUCACAUAACAGCAAAAGCUUUCCCUAUUUCAGAGACGCGUGUUCACAGCUCCUUACAUCUGAAAAGCAUUACAGCGCAGAAUAAACAACCUCAUUAACAAAAAAUAAUAAAACUCAGCAACUGUGUGACUGACUUUACAAAAUCAACCCCCGUACUGUAUUCAGACAACCAGAAUGCAUAAAACAAAAGCUGCUUUGUUGCCCAACUUCUUAUCAUUAAAACACUCGUACUUAACAUGAUAUUUUUGGAGAAACUAAAGUAACCACCGGACCGUGCAAUUCGACAAUUGCUGAACCGCAGCUGGAAGAAUAUUGCUGUGAAAAGAAUAAUUAAAAAAACCACGAGAGAGGCCGUUUAAGAAUUGCCUGCUCAUUGCAAAUGCUAGAGAGAUUGGAGUGUUGGGGGAAGUAGUGGAAAAGUAGGGCCAUUGUCUUCCUUUAUGGAAGCCUCCACUACAGCCCCAAUGGACACUGUACACAACUACGUAGGAAUUCAAGGCCUUCAAUGAGCUACAGAGAGGGAAAAUGAAAAGAGGUCGCCCGCGUAACCCUGGAGGUGCUGGUUUAGGGUGAGUUGUGAGAGCUGAGGGAAAUGAUUUUGAAACCAGACUGAGGUCAUAGCUAUAACGUUACUCAAUGGGCCCCUCUGACUGAAGCUCAUCAGUAUUGCCUCAUUAAGAUGUCCGCCAUUCCACCCACCUGGCACUGCCCACGUCUUGCUUUAUGACAUCAUGGUGGUGAGGUUCGGCGCUACGCAAAUUCAACAAAAAGCAGACGUUGGAUUUGGCGUCAGUUUUCCUUUUUUUUAUAUAUAUAUAUUUUAAGUUCGCAGUUUCCUUGUGUAUUAGUUAUGAAAGAGGUUCAGUGUGUUUUUUUGUAAUUGUCUCUCUAGUUCUGGCCAGCUAAUGUCUUAAGCAUGUGUUGUCUUUGGGGCCAUUUACAGUAUAAUAACUUUACAGUAUUACUUUAAGCUAUGCUUCACAUUUUUCAGCUGUUA
This is a messenger RNA of Paramisgurnus dabryanus, 2994 nucleotides long. It is a transcript of the gene m1ap, whose product is annotated as meiosis 1 associated protein. Lineage: Eukaryota; Metazoa; Chordata; Actinopteri; Cypriniformes; Cobitidae. The record is from RefSeq and is a predicted model, not a curated record. Gene Ontology annotation, biological process: spermatogenesis; male meiosis chromosome separation; meiosis I.